Molecule: messenger RNA, 2242 nt
Organism: Rhincodon typus (whale shark)
Lineage: Eukaryota; Metazoa; Chordata; Chondrichthyes; Orectolobiformes; Rhincodontidae
Gene: pgam5
Product: PGAM family member 5, serine/threonine protein phosphatase, mitochondrial
Exons: 6
Coding region: 521-1234 (237 amino acids)
Biological process (GO): positive regulation of mitochondrial fission
Cellular component (GO): mitochondrion
Source: RefSeq, a predicted model, not a curated record
CCACUUUGGCGGAAUCGUGUCUCCGUCUACCCCCGGGUGGGCCAUGGCGUUCCGGAAAGCGUUCCAAGUGGCCUGUGGCAUCGCUGGCACCGCCGCCGUGGUGGUGGCUGCCGCGGCCACGACUCAAAGGCGCGGCGAGGGCCGGGUCGAGGCGGCGGCGGCGGUGAGUUGGAGCCCGAGCCCGCCUCUGGAGCAGCGAGCGGCCGCCGGCUGGGACUUCAACUGGGACAAGUGAGUGCGGGCGAGGCCCAGGCCCCGGGGGGGAGGCCGCAGGCCCCCGCGGGGCUGAGGGGGUGCCGCAGUGUCGGAGCUGCUCUCCCUAUUCAGCAUCGCCUCAGGUUCCCGUUUUGAACAAAAACCAAAAACAAACUGCGCCACUCCCUGGGCUUGGCCCCCAGGGGACUUUCUCCAGCUCCCUCUGGACCAGGUCUCCGGUUUCCUGCUUAAUAUUUAACUCUCCAUCAAUAUCCGCACCCGCUCCCAAAUCAAAACUGGUUUGCUGUCUAUGGGAUUGAACUGAAUGCACUUCAGAAAGGAGGCUGCUGAUAUCUUCAACAUCAUCAUGCGGGAGCCUAUUUCAUUGAUGAAACCCAAUAAGAAAAACAAAGACAACGCUGAGGACUUUACUGCUCAACUUGAAAAUUACAAAGUCAAAGCCACAAGGCACAUCUUCCUCAUCAGACAUUCCCAAUACAAUCUGUCAGCCUCAACAGACAAAGAAAGAAUUCUGACAUCACUGGGACGUGAACAGGCUGAACUAACGGGUCAGCGAUUGGCAAGUUUGGGAUUGAAAUAUGACAUUCUGAUUCACUCCAGUAUGACCAGAGCAAAAGAGACAGCGACAAUUAUUAGUAAAUACCUGCCAGGUUUGGAAAUGAUGAGUUGCGACUUACUGAGAGAAGGAGCACCAAUUGAACCCGUGCCACCAGUCAGCCAUUGGAAACCAGAAGCUAUGUAUCACGAAGAUGGUGCAAGGAUCGAAGCUGCCUUCCGACGCUACAUUCACAGAGCUGAUCUGAAGCAAGAGAACGAUAGUUAUGAGAUCAUUGUCUGUCAUGCAAAUGUUAUCCGUUAUUUUGUUUGCAGAGCUUUGCAGUUUCCUCCAGAAGGAUGGCUGAGGAUGUGUCUCAACAAUGGCAGCAUCACCUGGCUUACCAUCCACCCUAAUGGGAGGGUUGCACUCCGAACAUUAGGAGACACAGGCUUCAUGCCUCCUGACAAAUUAAGUCGCUAGAACAGAGCUGCUGCUUGUUAUUUUCAAAAUCUUGUGCUUCAUGUUACAGUGCAAAAUGUUGUCUAAUACUUGAAAUGAUAUCAGUUGUUACCAUGUCGGUUUACAACAAGUUAGAUUUUUAUUAACUUUUUUUUUUCCCAAUUUUCUAAUCACACCCCUGAAUCCAGGUUGUACGAGUGUGUGUGUGGAAUUUAAUCAAUCAAUGUUGAUUCAUUUUAAGCUGAUGACACACUUGAAUGAUGUCUCUGCCUGUGCCAUAGUAUGUUUCUCUUCGCUUUCACUCCCUUACCUCAUUAUAACCUUGUUGAGAAAUAGUAAACUUAACUUGGAGGGAGAUGCAAAGUCUGGUCCUGAGUGUCAUUAUCACUGUAGAAGUAACUUGCUUUUUAAAAUUUCAAAUGAUUCUCAGUUUAAAGGUUUGUUUAGUCUGUAAAAGAAUCACUUUUCUCUUGCAGAUAUUGUAUGUAAGACCCAAUACACACAGUGUCUUGCGUAUGGUUCAUGAGAUAUGUCAUUCUUCCUGGCUCAUUGCAUAGCGAAGUCUAGCAGCAGCCCUUGCUUGCUUGUGCAGGCAGGUGACCUCAGUCAGUACUGCUCAGGAGAGGGGAGAACAGUUGUUAUGAAUCUGACCCUCCGUCAGUCAUGGCUAGUAUGGUGGAUUCAGUUGUGAUACCUCUGUAGGUGAACAGGCUAUUAAAGCAUGUAUGAAAUAGGAUAACUUCCAUCCAUUGAACUGUAAGUGAAAGAAUUUUUAUCUUUGUUGCACAUCAUAGAUUGCUUCAGAACCAAUGAAUUAAUUUUGAAAUAGGCACAGCUUUGGUGGGAGGGUUGAAUAUAAGUUGUACAAAACAAAUCAUUAUACUUGAUAAUUGGUGAUCAAGCUAUAGAACUUGUAUCAUGUUUUGCAUUAAGCAGUUUACUGAUUGUAUCAAUUUUUUUUUUCCAGGCUACAUCAAUGCAAUUUUAAAUUCAUUACAGGGCUCUGCAAAUAAAGGGUUUUUAACAAAC